This is a messenger RNA of Macrosiphum euphorbiae (potato aphid), 588 nucleotides long. Lineage: Eukaryota; Metazoa; Arthropoda; Insecta; Hemiptera; Aphididae. The record is from the annotation of a GenBank genome assembly.
AUGCGCAGGUAUCGGCUGCCGUACUGGGCAUUCGUGCCGACGUUAGGCGUUUGGCCCGGAGUCGCCGGAACCGGAAGCGGAACUGGAUCAGCAGUCGCCGCCGCCGCCACAAUCCCACCGCCGCCCAGAGGAUCCGUGGCCGUGAACUUGGACAGUGGCCGAGUAACCGUGGUUGACGACGUGGCAGACCGAUCGGAAGUCGGGGACGCGGCCGCCGACCCGAACCGGAAGUGGAGGCCGGCGCAGGUCAAGCCGCUGCACUCGAACACGCCGAGCGUCGGAGGACCGAGUUGGCUGAGGAAGACGGCAGUGGCGGCGGCGUCGUCGGGUCCGGUCGUACAGGCGGAGCAGGUGAAAAACUCCACGGCCGUCGCCACUGAGAGACCGGUCACCAAGAUAUACCUGAAACCGUCGGCCAGGGCGAAGGCCGGCCCCGGCGGCGUGGCCCUUUCGAACCCGAUCAGCACGGCCGUGGUCCGCAGGGGCGACACGGUCAGCAUUGAAUACCUUCCGGACGCCACUGCGGAAGCGGGCGAAGGCGGCGUGGCCAUAUCCCGACCGGAACUAGUCAUCCAUUUUAUCGACUGA